GAGAAAAAGUUGGGGGUCGGCCGUCUUGGCUGGAAUCUACCGAGAGUUGUGUACUUGCUCGAGGUUGGGAGCGAAACAAGCUGGUGGUGUGAUGUUCAUACUUCAGCUCUGGGCAUGGGAGCAUCUUCCGUUUCUCGCACCUCAAGACCCUCGGGAAUUCUGGUUGCCAGAUGAUGAGCUACGAUUUGUAGCAAAUCCCCCAUAUGGUUUCAAGUGGAUCGGA
Messenger RNA from Linum tenue, 223 nucleotides. The record is from the annotation of a GenBank genome assembly. NCBI's taxonomy places the organism in Eukaryota, Viridiplantae, Streptophyta, Magnoliopsida, Malpighiales, Linaceae.